UAAAAAUACGAAUUAUAUUGUUUGAGAAACAGCGGUUGCCUUGACAAUCUCUGGCGGGGGAUUGUUUGAGGAAAUGAAACCGCGUGAAGCAUGGCUGUUCAACACUGGGCAGACACUCUCAGGAAAGCCAAGAAAACUGCCUUAAUAUCUGAUGGGAAAAGGAAAGUUCAUUAUCUGUUUGAGGAUGGCAGUGAGAUUGCUGAGGAGUAUGACCUGAAAACAGAUGAACUUGUCUUGCGAAAGUGGCGACAUAAAACCACUUUUGGAGGCCAGGCACAGUGGACAUUGGAAGUUGGUGAAACAAACCCAAACGGUGUUACCUCAGAUUUAAUAAAAGAGAGCAGUUCAAAUCCAUUGUUCAUGCGUAAGGACACAAAGACCAGUUUCCAAUGGAGGAUCCGCAAUAUUUCUUACCCUAUAGAAGUUUACAGUGUGUCAGCAGAGCCGACGGAAAGAUGUUGUGUCAUCCGAACCUCAAACAAAAAGUACUAUAAGAAGUUCAGUAUUCCAGAUCUCGACCGUUGCCAGCUGCCUUUGGAGAGCGCAGCCUUGAGUUUUACCCACGCCAACAACACUUUAAUCAUCAGCUACAAGAAGCCCAAGGAGAUUUUAACAUUGGAACAGGAGCUGCUUGGGGAACUGAAGAAACUGAAGGGGACAAGUGAAGGAGAUAUUGACUGUAAAACUCAGUGAACUGCCAUAGAUCCGGAGCUUUUGCAUUAUUGUAUUUGUCUGGCUGUUAUUCUUCACAUUCAUGUAGACUUAGAGUCUCACGUUGGCAUGUUUCUAUGGCAUGUUUCUGUCAGCCUUGCGUCCAAGCAACUCACUUUCAAAGUGCGUUCUUAUUUUUUCUUUCAGUGUAAAAUUUCAGAUGUUGUGCUGAUUGCUGUUCCUACUGUACAAUUGUUCUUUGAUUCUAAAUAAUACAUUAAAAUAAAAAUAUUAUUAUUAUUAAAAUUA
This is a messenger RNA of Onychostoma macrolepis, 960 nucleotides long. It is a transcript of the gene dpcd, whose product is annotated as deleted in primary ciliary dyskinesia homolog (mouse). The transcript is spliced from 6 exons. The record is from RefSeq and is a predicted model, not a curated record. Bases 91 to 693 code for a protein of 200 amino acids. NCBI's taxonomy places the organism in Eukaryota, Metazoa, Chordata, Actinopteri, Cypriniformes, Cyprinidae.